Molecule: messenger RNA, 1607 nt
Organism: Hordeum vulgare subsp. vulgare (domesticated barley)
Lineage: Eukaryota; Viridiplantae; Streptophyta; Magnoliopsida; Poales; Poaceae
Product: probable BOI-related E3 ubiquitin-protein ligase 3
Exons: 4
Coding region: 342-1397 (351 amino acids)
Molecular function (GO): ubiquitin-protein transferase activity
Source: RefSeq, a predicted model, not a curated record
AAAAUAAAACAGAAUCCACCAAACAAAUCGCGGAGUUCCCAACGCCCUCCGCCCUCCCUCGCCCGCAUUUCCCAAUCCAACCCGCCGCGCCAUCGCCGGCGACGCCACCACCGUCGUGGAACCGCCGCCCCUCCUCCUCCUCCCCACCCUCCCCUCCCCUCCCCGCGCGCCCGAAUCGCGCCGCGGAUUCCGCCGCCCCGCCGCGUCUCCUCCCCCGAUCUCGGCGGGGCAGCCGCUAGGGUUUCGAUUCGCCAGGGCCGGCGCCCGGGCCCUGAUCGGAAGGCCUCCUUCGUCGCCCGGCGGGGCACGGCGGGAACCAUUUUCCGGGGAAGGAUACGGCGAUGGAGGGGCACGUGUUCGGAGGCGGCAGCUGGGGCCCGUCGCCCUACCCUGGCUCCAACGCCAACGUCAACAUCAGCGCCGACGAGAACCAGCUCCUGUUCGGUGCCAAGGCGGCGCCGCCGCAGCUCCAGCUCUUCGGGAGCAACGUCGUUGGCACCAGUGGAUAUUAUAGCUACAAUGGAAAUGACAACCCAUAUGUUAUGAAUCAACCAAGAAAGACAAGCAAUUGUGCAGCGGAUGAAAAGAAGCUCAAGCUUCAGAUGUCCUUGAACAACUUUCAUGCAGGAGAUGCUGACCGGUUGGCAUGUACUGGUAAUUCAAGUGUUGUGUCUACUGGGCUGAAAUUAUCCUACGAGGAUAAUGAGCGUAAUUCUUCCUUCACGUCUGGUAGUGGAAGCAUGUCUUCUUUGACUUCCACGACGCCUUUUGGUCAUGAUAUUAUGACUGAAAUGGAGAAAGGAAACAAAGAGAUUGACUAUUAUUUGAGAAGUCAGGUGGAACAACUCAGUAGGCGUGUGAAAGAGAUGAAGCAGAAGCAGAUGGUUUCUCUCGUGGCUACUCUGGAAAGAGGAGUGGGAAAGAAGCUGAGGGAGAAGGAGCUCGAGGUGGAGGCCAUGAACAGGAAAAGCCAGGAGCUGAAUGAACAGAUCAGACAGGUGGCCAUGCAGGUCCAGUCAUGGCAGUCGGCUGCGCUCUACAACGAAUCCGUCGCCAGCACCCUGAAGAGCCAGCUCAUGCAAGUGGUGGCCGACCAUGCCAACCGCACCAGGGAAGGCUGCGGCGACAGCGAGGUGGAGAGCGCUGCUGCAUCUGGCCAGAAGAACAUCAACGCUGCCCCUGGAGGCUUCUUCGAGUCGAGCCUCCUCCCAGGAGUGAAGAGCGGCGUGGCCGGCAGCGGGCUGGCGGCCUGCAGGUGGUGCGGAGCUAAGGAGGUGGCGGUGCUGGUGAUGCCGUGCCGCCACCUGUGCUUGUGCGCCGACUGCGAUAGGGUCACAGAUGCAUGCCCUGUCUGUCAGUACCCCAAGAGUGGUAGCGUUGAGAUCAACAUGUCCUAGCAUCAAUCCUGUGUGCGUGGAAUUGGACUGGACAGUGGUGUUAUGACUCCAGUACAUAUAGUAAAACCCUCCCUGUCCCCUUUGUUUGCACAUCGCAAGCUGUAGUCCUAAAAUUUUGGUGGUGGACAUAGAUUGUUAGUCCGGUCUGGAACGAUCAAUGUUUUCCAGGAUCCUGCGAGAUUGUUGCGAAAUACCUUAGUUCCAAACGCA